AUGGGGGGCCAAGUGCAACCUAUUCAUUAUGAUCCUGCUACUGUAAAGCAAUUGACUAAAGAAAUUGCCGUCGCUUCAAUGAUUGGUGCGGCCCAGGGUGCUGUCAUUAGUGUUGUCAGUGCAAUGUUGCUGCGUAGAUUUUCUACUAUUUAUCGAAACGUUAGGACACAAGUACGGGUAUUUUACCACUGCAGUUGGAUAUCUAUGGGUGCCGUCUUCCAAGCCGACAAGCAGCUAUUGAAGUUCCAAUCCAAUUACUACGAAAAUGAAUUGAAGAGAAGAAGUAAAAUAUUAGACGAAGCAGCUGAAAGAGGCAUCUUUCUGGAAGAAGAUGCAGCUGCUUCAAGUACGGUUCUUCAACCUCCCAGUUAA
Messenger RNA from Torulaspora globosa, 372 nucleotides. It is a transcript of the gene RCF3, whose product is annotated as Rcf3p. The coding region runs from base 1 to 372 and encodes 123 amino acids. The record is from RefSeq and is a predicted model, not a curated record. Lineage: Eukaryota; Fungi; Ascomycota; Saccharomycetes; Saccharomycetales; Saccharomycetaceae. The transcript is spliced from 2 exons.